AAAAUAUACUAAUGUUGGAUCCAGUCCAUUCUCAUAGUCUCAUCGCUCAACAUAACCUCCCAAAAAGAAACUUUUUUAAAAAUUCCCAUAACUUUACUAAUUUAUUGACUUAAAAAAUGGGCAAAGGCGGUGGCUGUGUUCCCAGCAAGAAAAAGCCACCGGCGGUCACCGGUAACACUCCGGUCACAAUUUCUUCCCCGACCAACAACGAAGUCCAACAAUUAUCUACCGAACUGGAAAGAGAGACCAUUGUCCCAAUCCCAAAUCUAAAAAUAUUAAUAGUUUUUUACUCAAUGUACGGACACGUGGAGACACUCGCACGCAGGAUGAAAAAAGGGGUUGAUGGGGUUGACGGCGUGACGGCGGUGUUGUUACGAGUGCCGGAAACAUUGUCGGAUGGGGUGUUGAGACAAAUGCAGGCGCCGUCAAAAGAUGAUGAGAUUAAGGAAAUGUCGUCUGUUGAUGAGCUGGAAUCAGCUGAUGGGUUUUUGUUUGGGUUUCCUACUAGAUAUGGGUCAAUGGCUGCCCAAAUGAAGGCGUUUUUCGAUUCGACUGGUGGGUUGUGGAGAGAACAGAAACUUGCUGGAAAACCUGCUGGUUUUUUUGUUAGUACUGGAACUCAGGGCGGCGGACAAGAAACGACGGCUUGGACAGCGAUCACACAGCUGGCACACCAUGGGAUGCUCUAUGUUCCAGUCGGGUACACAUUCGGGGCAGGUAUGUUCAAAAUGGAUUCAAUCCGCGGGGGCACGCCUUAUGGGGCUGGAGUAUUUGCUGGCGAUGGGACUCGUGAACCCACGGAAACAGAAUUGGCACUUGCUGAACAUCAAGGCAAGUAUAUGGCUGGUGUGGUUAAAAAGCUAGCUCGUGCUUAACCAGCUUUUGUUCUUUAGUUCUAUACAGACUGUGGUUUUGUAUUGAUCUGGGUGUUUUGUGAUUUCUGAUUUACCCAAUUUUCAUUUAUCUCUUGAUUGCUUAAAACAAUGUACAUUUGUGGUAUAUUCUUAUUUGUUGUUACAUACUAUACACAAUUA
Messenger RNA from Erigeron canadensis, 1034 nucleotides. Its product is annotated as probable NAD(P)H dehydrogenase (quinone) FQR1-like 2. Lineage: Eukaryota; Viridiplantae; Streptophyta; Magnoliopsida; Asterales; Asteraceae. Gene Ontology annotation, molecular function: FMN binding; NAD(P)H dehydrogenase (quinone) activity. The transcript has 2 exons. The record is from RefSeq and is a predicted model, not a curated record. The coding region runs from base 117 to 875 and encodes 252 amino acids.